This is a messenger RNA of Cuscuta campestris, 2920 nucleotides long. NCBI's taxonomy places the organism in Eukaryota, Viridiplantae, Streptophyta, Magnoliopsida, Solanales, Convolvulaceae. The record is from the annotation of a GenBank genome assembly.
CAUAGACAGAUUGAUGAGACACGAAAGGGACUUAAUGGCAAGUUAGAGUUAUGGCGCCUUUCCUUGGAAUCGAAAUGUUUCAAGCUAAGUAGGACUAAAAUUGAAUACAUGGAAUGUUGUUUCAGUGGUGGAGUGUCCGGCUUAGCAUGGAAUGUAGCUAUUAGGGCAUAUCCUGGGGUUGGGACGGGGGUAGGAGGGUCGCAGAGGGGUAGUGUAGUGUCACAUGUGCGUUUCGGCUCAUGGAACAUAGGGACCCUCACGGGUAAGUCGAUUGAGUUGGUGCAAGUUCUCAAGAGGAGAAGAAUUCAGGUGGCAUGCGUGCAAGAAACCAGGUGGGUGGGCACUAAGGCGCGAGAGGUUGAUGGUUUCAAAUUGUGGUAUUCAGGUUCAGCUAGGGGAAGGAAUGGAGUCGGCAUUCUGGUGGUGCCGGAGCUGCGAGAGUUUGAGGUGGAGGUGAAGAGGAUUAGUGAUCGUCUAAUGUUUAUCAAGUUGGUUUUGGGUGGCUGUGCGAUCAAUGUCGUGAGUGCUUACGCCCCGCAUGUUGGCGACGAAGUUAAGAAGGAGUUUUGGGACGCCUUGGAUGGGGUGGUUGUUGGUUUUCCACUGACUGAAAAAGUCGUCAUUGGAGGCGACUUCAAUGGCCAUAUUGGAGAAUCGGCCGAUGGCUUUGAGGACGUGCACGGUGGUUUUGGCUUUGGCAGCAGGAACCCAUCAGGAGUCUCACUCUUGGAGUUUGCCAAAGCGAGUGAUUUGGUGGUUGCUACCUCGUGUUUCCCUAAACGAGACGACCAUUUGGCUACAUUUGUUAGUGGAGUGGGGACGACACAGAUCGACUAUCUUCUCUUGCGCAGGUGUGAUCGGGUGCUCUGCAAGGAUGCUAAAGUAAUUCCGAGUAAAAACGUCACUACCCAACACAAGCUUCUCGUGAUGGAUGGUAUGAUCAGGUGGGAGAAACAUAGGAGAGUUUUGAGUGGCAACACACAAAUCAGGUGGAGGAGACUAAGUGCGGAGAACAUCGCUGAGUUGACCAGGCGAGUGCAGGAGAAAGGUGCGUGGGAAUCGACCGGAGAGGCUACAGAUAUGUGGGUGCGAACUGCUAACUGCAUCAGGGAAUCAGCCAGGGAAGUGUUAGGUGUGAGCUCUGGCUCUGGGAGUAGGCGUCGGGGUGAUUGGUGGUGGAGCGAUUCCGUCCGAAGUAAGGUGGAAGCUAAGAAGGUGGCGUAUUUGAGGUACAUGGGCUGCAAUGUUGAGGAGGAAAGAGCGGCGUUGCGAGUGGAGUACAAGAAAGCGCGUAAAGAAGCUAAGUUAGAGGUAACGAGGGCAAAUAAUGCCGCUUUUGAACGCCUUUACAAGGAUAUUGAGGAGAAAGGCAGUGUUAAUCCACUGUGCCGGCUUGCUAAGGUGCGCGAGAGGAAGGCCCGAGAUCUAGACCACGUGAGAUGCGUGAAGGACAGCGAUGGUAGAGUGUUAGUUGAGACUGCCAAGGUGGCUAAGCGCUGGGGGAAGUACUUUAGUGAACUCUUAAAUGCGGGAGGAGACCAGAGGCUAGUUCUUGAUGAGUUGGGACAUCCUGGGGCAUCUCGUGUGUAUUGCCGGCGCAUUUGCUUGGAAGAGGUGGUUCGGGCUCUCCGCGUGAUGCGUAAUGGGAGAGCUGUGGGACCAGAUGAGAUUCCAGUGGAGUUUUGGAAGCAUGCGGGUCGUGAUGCGUGGGUUUGGUUAACCAAACUCUUCAAUGUUAUCCUCCGGACAACAUGGAUGCCUGAUGAGUGGAGGGAGAGUCUCUUGAAGGCAAAGUUUGGUUUCAUGCUUGGCAGAUCGACUACAGAGGCCAUUCAUCUCGUGAGGAGGUUAAUGGAAGAGUAUAGGGCUAGGAAGAAGGACCUUCAUAUGGUGUUUAUUGACCUUGAGAAGGCGUAUGAUAGGGUGCCAAGGGAGGUCUUAUGGAGGUGCCUUGAGGCGAGAGGAGUUCCCAUCGUGUACACUCGCGCGAUCAAGGAUAUGUACGAUGGGGCUAUGACCAAGGUGUUCAAGACGGGGUCCCAUGGUGCAUGCUUUUCGCGNUUUCGUUAUCUUGGCUCGGUAAUUCAGGCGGAUGGGGAGUUAGAUGCGGAUGUUGGACAUCGGGUUGGAGUGGCUUGGGCCAAAUGGCGGUUAGCUUCAGGGGUGUUGUGUGAUCCGAAGAUUUCGCCUAGAAUGAAAGGUAAGUUCUAUCGAUCCGUAGUCAGACCUGCUAUGUUAUAUGGGGCAGAGUGUUGGGCGGUUAAGAAGACUCAUGUGCGUCGUCUGCAUGCGGCGGAGAUGCGGAUGUUACGAUGGAUGUGCGGGAAGACAAGGUUGGAUAGGAUUUCGAAUGAGGUUAUCCGACGUCAAGUAGGUAUGGCACCGGUGGAAGACAAGUUGCGGGAAGCGAGGUUGAGGUGGCUUGACCAUGUGAGACGGCGGGAUGCUGAUGCCCCUGUGGAGCCGGGGGUCUCUUGGAAACAGCCUCCCUACUUCCGAGUAGGGGCAAGGUCUGCGUACACACACCCUCCCCAGACCCUACUGUUGUGGGAUUCAACUGGGUUGUUGUUGUUGUUGUUGCCUAAGAGAGACAAGUUUAGCCAUCUGGGUUCAAUCGUCCAGACUGAUGGGAAGAUAGACGGGGAUGUUGCUCAUCGUGUUGGAGCGGUUUGGGCCAAGUGGAAGAUGGCAUCAGGGGUACUCUAUGACAAGAAGAUUUCGGCAAGGAUAAAAAGGAAGUUCUACAGGUCUGUUGUGAGACCAGCCAUGUUAUACGGAGCAAAGUGCUAGGCAGUUAAGAAAACUCAAAUUCACCAGCUACAUGUGAUAUACCCCCGGUACCUACGAAAGUCCUUAAACAAAUUACCGGAUUAAUGACUAAAUCCUACGAUCCUUUUUGGAAUGAAUUUACCCCUCCUAA